GAGUCGAUCAAAUUUAUCACUACAUUUUGAGGCGGAUUUUCAACCUUUUUAGUCACUGCCUGGAUGCGUGGAGUGGAUGAUUAACAGGAAUGGUGUACAACUUAGACAGCAGGUAAACGUUAACAUCUCUACCACCCAUGGAUCGGGUUGAAGGUCAGAGCUGAGCUGUCUCUGAUACCCAGCCAGUCAACUCCUGCCUCGUCCUCAUCGAGGGCAGAGAGUAGUCGGUAAACAUGGAUAGCUGGCGACCCAACCCCAAGGCCCAGCCGUUCAUUCCCAGAAGAAAUCAUGGCUUCAGCACCAGGGGGUAUUUCUAUCGAACAGCUACAAAGAAAAUGGCAUCAAGGCUCUUCCAGGUCAUCCUGGUCGGGGUUCUCAUGGCAACUGUCAUCGUUAAUAUCCUGUUCAUUGCAGACACGGGAAGGAGGUUGAGAGAAGUACAUUCAGAAGGAGUGGUUCCAGAUGGUGAAACGGAGACAGAUGUGGUUGCCAAUGGCAACUCUUUUGAGAAAGGCCCUCGAGAGCUCGAGAUUGAAGUUCUGUCGAGUGACAAGAAGGCGGCCAUCUCUGUCGGAGGGACUCAGGUUCUUGAAGAAGAAGAGAAAGAUGUUGGGCGGGGCAUUCACAUCUUAGUUCUAAAUCAAGCCACAGGAAGUGUCAUGGCUAGGCGUGUCUUUGAUACGUACAUCUCCAAAGAAGAUGAGGCGAUGGUGUUGUUUCUCAAUAUGGUGUCGGAUGGACGUAUACUCAUCUUUACAAUCAAGGAUGAGGGAACGUUCCAGUUGAAGGACUCUGCCCGAUCUUUCUUGAAGAUCCUUGGGAGCAACGACGCUCAUCAGAUGGGCUGGAGAGAUACGUGGGCAUUCGUCACACAGAAGCAAAAGAAACAUGGCCACCCUUUUGCCGAGAUGUACAAUAAAGCAGCGGACUUAACCCAGUGGGCCUCCCCAGUCAUUCUGAAGACAACCAUUCCUCUCAUUUCGCUCAAAGAAACUGAAUGUAAUUGGCCAGACACUGAAGCCAAUCAGAGGAGACGUUCAUUCUGUAAUCAGGUGGAGGGGUACGGCAGCCUCUGCAGUUGUGACGACCCAGCUCCCAUCGAAAUGAAACCAGAAAAGCUGUUAAACAACACAGUGUGGAAUUUACCGGUAGUGGUUAUAGCCAGCAAUAGACCCAACUACUUGUACCGAAUGCUCAGGUCUUUGCUUUCUGCUCAUGGAGUGAAUCCCAAAAUGAUCAACGUCUUCAUCGAUGGCUACUUUGAAGAACCUCUAGAGGUCAUUCGUCUGUUUGACCUCAAGGGAAUUCAACACACACCAAUAGGGGUCAAAGCAGGUCGUAUCAGCCAGCAUUACAAAGCCAGCCUUACUGCUACCUUCUCUAUGUACCCGAAUGCCAAGUAUGCAAUAAUUUUUGAAGAGGAUUUAGACGUUUCAGAAGAUGUAUUUAGUUAUUUUAGCCAAACAAGUCACCUGCUUGAAGCAGACGAUAGUCUAUAUUGUAUAUCGGCAUGGAAUGAUCAGGGGUAUGAUCAUACAUGUCAUGAUCCAGGGUUAUUAUAUCGAGUGGAGACCAUGCCAGGUCUAGGGUGGCUUCUCAAAAGGAAACUCUACAAGGAAGAGCUGGAACCCAAUUGGCCCACACCAGAAAAGGUUUGGGAUUGGGACAUGUGGAUGCGAUCGCCGUCGGUCCGUAAGGGAAGAGAAUGUAUCAUCCCUGACAUUUCAAGAACGUUUCAUUUCGGCUCCAGUGGCCUCAACAUGAACAGCUAUUUCCAGGAUAUAUACUUUAAGAAGCAUCCAUACAACACAGUACCACACGUGAAGCUAAAAGGUGUCGAUACGAUGACCAAAGAUGCAUACGAAGAGAAGAUGCACAGAUUAAUCAGCAGAGCGACUGUGCUGGAUCAUACAGUGGGUGCCUGCGAGGACCGGUUUAUACCGGAUACCAAGGGCAAAUCCUACGUCAUGUAUAUUCAGAUGUACAAUGAGAACGACUAUGAUACGUGGUUGGCUCUAGCUAAGUGCUUCCGGAUCUGGGAUCUUGAUGCAAGAAAUUACCACAAAGCGUCUUGGCGAUUAUUCAUGAAGGAAAAUGCUUUAUUUAUUGUCGGUUUCCCUGCAUCUCCCUAUGCCAAGUACAAACCUGCCGAUGUAAAACCGAUCUACUUAAAAAAAGAAGCCAAGACUAAACUUCGCUGAGUGAGUCCCAACCUCUCCCAGUGUCUUCAAAUACAGCAGCGACGUUAUUCAGGGAAUGAUUCCAAUCUCAGAUGAUUCUGGCUGCUUAGACUGUGAGUUCAGGAUCGCGGGAAAAGAACUUCCUUAUGUGUCAGUCAAGGAGUAACGUUUGUGCCUACAAGGUCUGUAUUUGAUUUGAUGCUUUAUGGGAGAGUACUUUGUCAACCCCAAUAAUGUUCUACCUCCUACCAGAAGAAUCUUCUUGCUUAGCCGCAAUAUAUGUUUUGGCUUAAUAGCGGGAAAACAUCAUCUGAUGUAAGCAUCAAAUGUUUGCUAGUAGCAAACAAGUAAACCAUGACUCAGGCCGAGAGGUAGUUUUGGAACCAGAUUUAUAGCUGUUUUAGUACGCGGAGCAUAAUUUCACAAAGCUUGUUGUAUAUGUUUAUAAUAAUUUAAAAGCUGGGUCUACUUUUGGUAAUACUGAAAUUUAACUAUGACUUCACAUUAUACAUAACUGCAAGACUUUGCUAUAUAUAGUGGUUAACAAAAACUUACAGAAAAUCAGUUACUUAUUGAAUACCAUGGAUUGAUUUAACCUUUAUUUGUAAAAUUUAUCUUAAAUAAAUCAACAAAACUGCCAGAAUGAAAUAACUAAAUAGUGCCCUGAUGUAGCGUUGCACGAAGCUCAUUGUGUUUGGAAACUCGUGCUUUUAAGGCACUGGACACUAUUGGUUAUUACUCAAAAUAUUUGUUUGCAUAAACACUUACUUGGUAAUGAG
This is a messenger RNA of Asterias rubens (European starfish), 2959 nucleotides long. Its product is annotated as protein O-linked-mannose beta-1,2-N-acetylglucosaminyltransferase 1-like. Gene Ontology annotation, molecular function: beta-1,3-galactosyl-O-glycosyl-glycoprotein beta-1,3-N-acetylglucosaminyltransferase activity. Gene Ontology annotation, biological process: protein O-linked glycosylation via N-acetylgalactosamine. NCBI's taxonomy places the organism in Eukaryota, Metazoa, Echinodermata, Asteroidea, Forcipulatida, Asteriidae. The record is from RefSeq and is a predicted model, not a curated record. Bases 234 to 2201 code for a protein of 655 amino acids. Gene Ontology annotation, cellular component: Golgi membrane. The transcript has 17 exons.